Molecule: messenger RNA, 924 nt
Organism: Zygosaccharomyces rouxii
Lineage: Eukaryota; Fungi; Ascomycota; Saccharomycetes; Saccharomycetales; Saccharomycetaceae
Gene: YCP4
Product: flavodoxin-like fold family protein
Exons: 1
Coding region: 1-924 (307 amino acids)
Molecular function (GO): FMN binding; NAD(P)H dehydrogenase (quinone) activity
Source: RefSeq, a predicted model, not a curated record
AUGGGUAAAGUUGCUAUUAUAACGUACUCUAUGUACGGUCAUAUUGACACUUUAGCUAAGGCAGUCCAAAAGGGUGUUGAAGCUGCAGGCGGUCAAGCAGAUCUUUACAGAGUCGAAGAAACUUUGCCAGAAGAGGCUUUAGAAAAGAUGAACGCACCAGAGAAAAAUCCAGAUGUCCCAGUUGCUACACCAGAGACUUUGCUCGAAUACGAUGCCUUCUUACUUGGUAUUCCAACUAGGUUUGGUAGUUUACCAGCUCAGUGGAGUGCAUUCUGGGACCAUACCGGUAGUCUAUGGGCUCAAGGUGCUCUUGCUGGUAAGAUUGCUGGUGCCUUCGUUUCUACUGCAAGUCCAGGUGGUGGUCAAGAAACAACUUUAAGAUCUGCUUUGAGUUAUCUAACACACCAUGGUAUUAUUUACGUUCCAUUGGGUUACAGAGAUGUCUUUGCAGAAUUAGGUAAUGUUGAGGAAUUGCACGGUGGUUCACCAUGGGGUGCCGGUACUUUGGCUGGUGCUGAUGGUUCAAGAACUCCUUCAGCUUUAGAAUUGAGAAUUGCUGAAAUUCAAGGUAAAUCCUUCUACGAAACUUCUCUAAGGUUCGAGACCACCUCUAGCCAUGGCUCUGGUGCUGCUGCCGCCACUGAGUCUGGUGCUGCUGGUGCCACCACUGAUUCUGGUGCUGCUGGUGCCGCCACUGAUUCUGGCGCUUCUGCUGCCACCGGUGCUGCUGCUACUGGUAAGAAGGCUUCAUCUCCAAAGGGUAAGUCUCCAUCCAGUAAUGGUGCUGCUGCCGGUUCUUCUGAUGGUGCCGCUAAAUCUGGUGGUAAACCUUCCGGUUCUGCUAACGGUGCUCAAGGCACACCAGAUCGUCCAAUUCCUGUUCAAAAGGAUGGUAAGAAGAAGAAGAAGUGCAUCAUUAUGUGA